UUUAAUCCUCCAUCAAUACCUCACCUUUACCCUCAGGGUGAUCACAUAUUGGUGUACUAAACUUUCAUAAACCCUCAACCUUACCGCAAAGUCCUGUCACCACGAUAUUUUUAAGCAUAUUUUUAUUAUCGAUCGUUGCGAUCAGAGGACAAUAACAGGUGCCUAGUGUCCUACCUCUUCAACCCCAAGCGCAAACACCAUCACCUGGGCAUAAUUUGACUUGCGAUUUUGUCGACAUACUUUCAACACUAUAAGUCAAGGUUUAUUACAGUCACCAUGCCGCCCCUCCUUACAUCUGUGCAUCACAGCCAACUCCAUAACCUACGAAGUCAAUCUCUCGAUGUUAUCCCCAACCACGCCCCUCUACCGGAUCCGUUUAGCCAGGAUUAUCGAUGCGAUGAUGUAGUCGUCUGCGUUGUUUGUGGUGGUAUUUGCAAGCCGACAGUCUAUUCCUCGCUUGCCGUCCAUGACCCCUACCUUCGUCGUGACUGGAUGCACCCCACCCUUAUUAGGGCGCAAAAAGGCUUCCUCGAGUGGUGCAAGCAACCACACACCGCAACAGCGUAUCGCCGACGGGAUGAUAAAGUGCUUCACGCCAUCCCUAUAACCCAGUUUCGCGGCGGUCCCGAUGGCUUUUACGCUGAGGGGUUAGGAAAGUUGGUCAUCAACACCGCAGACGCCGAAAUGAACUUGCCGAUCCAUGCUCGUUGCAUUGAUCUGGCUCUAAUCUUUUGUCGAUACCAGUCGCGAUUCAGCAUUAACUUCCGCGCCUUCAGCACCCCGGAGGGUGGAAUACCUUCCAGUAUCGCGCAUCUCUAUGAAAUUUGGAUGAAGCGCGCCUUGAUGACCAACCCGGGCUUACUCGGCCCUCUACACCAACCAAUCGAUGAACCCAACAACUACUUCGGAGCCGUCGUAACCCAGAAGCUGUAUGAAUACAGAUGGACACUCUCCCAUGAUAACUACAACAUCGCUCUCCAAGAAGCCGACCCGGGACCGAGCUCACUAUACACCACGCAUGUCGUUAUGCUUCGUUCGCAUCCCCUCCCCCGGGACGUUCGUCCAGACCCGAAGUACGAGACCUUGUGGGAAACCAUCGAGAAGCAACCCCCGGAGAUCCGCAACCGAAUCAUGGAGUCGCUUGAACCCUUUGAUGAUCUGGGCAUUGAGGAGACGCGCUGCACUCGCAUCGCACCUCCCUCUUGGUGGAAGGCGCGCCUCUUCAGUCAUGAUCUCCAUCCUUGGCUGUACGACCUUGACGAGGCUUGUCUACGAACAGUGUGCGUCUCGACGGGUAACUCGCUUCCCUUGAGCCCGCAGAUGGACUGGGAGCGUCUUUGCCGCGACAUGGCCCAGCCUAACGUGUGCAAACCGGGCGGAGCCCUAUUCGGGCACGCAGGUCUCUCAAACCGCCACCGUAUCUGGCGUCUCCUAAACAGCGCUAGGCUCGGCCAUUUCUCGUCACCGGGUUCUUCUACAUGUUUCACUUAGAGUCCGGAUUUACCUCCCCAUUCAAGUUGAUUAUCGCCUCUUUCUUUUUGGAACGAACUAGUUCGCGCAUCGCUGCUCAACAAGAGCGGCAAACUCGACAUUAACCGUUCUUUGGAAUGAAUAUCUCUUAACCAGCGCUAAUGCGGCGGGAGGGUAUUUAUCGGUAUUUGCG
Hypoxylon trugodes is the source of this 1663-nucleotide messenger RNA. RefSeq lists its product as uncharacterized. The record is from RefSeq and is a predicted model, not a curated record. The coding region runs from base 277 to 1491 and encodes 404 amino acids. NCBI's taxonomy places the organism in Eukaryota, Fungi, Ascomycota, Sordariomycetes, Xylariales, Hypoxylaceae. The transcript has 3 exons.